ACACGUCGGAUCCAUGACCGGUGUUUUGAACAUUUUUGACAUUAUUAACUAUAAAUUGAAUGUAACGUGAAGUACAGACAACAGGACGAUGGACGAGCCCGUCGCGACGACUGAAAAGUCAAAGAAGAUCGAAGCUAUAAAUAAAGAAACGAUCCAUCAUAUCUGCUCCGGCCAGGUAGUGUUCGAUCUCGCAAUCGCUGUCAAAGAGUUAGUGGAGAACAGUUUAGACAGCGGUGCCACUGCGGUCGACGUCAAGCUCACCGACUAUGGUAAAACGUGCAUCAGUGUCAGCGACAACGGCGGCGGUGUCCUGGAGCAGGAUUUUGAGGGCCUAGGUCUGAAGCACCACACGUCAAAGCUGCGAGCUUUCACAGACCUAACGGAGGUGAAUACGUUCGGUUUUCGUGGCGAGGCAUUGAGCUCGUUGUGCGCCUUGUCUCAGCUGAGUGUCAUCACCAGGCAUUCGUCGAGCGAGCACGGGUUUAAACUGGAAUUCGAUCAGAACGGUGUGCUGACAAGGAAAGAGCCAUGUGCCAGGGAAAGAGGUACCACGGUGCACGUCAAGAACAUAUUCAAAAAUUUACCGGUGAGGGCGAAGGAGUUUCAGAAGAAUCUGAAGAAGGAGUACACGCGCACUAUCCAAGUCUUGUACAGUUACUGCUUGGUUUCCACCAACAUCAAGCUCACGUGCUCGAAUUUGAUAACGGGUAAGUCACCUAGUCUCAUAGUGGCUACGAGGAACACGGACAACGUGCUGGACAAUGUAAAUUCUGUGUUUGGCAAAAAGUCUUUGGAUGGUAUCAUUAAACUCGAGCUGCAGUCUCCAGAUGAGACGAUACUGCAAGAAUUCAAUCUGCCCAGCGACAUUACCAUAGAUUUCGAUUGGGAGUGCUACGUGAGCACUUGCGAUCAUGCAAUGGGUCGUUCCUCGACCGACCGACAAUUUUUCUAUGUAAACGGUCGACCGUGCGAUCUCACGAAAGUCAGUAGAUUGGUAAAUAGUGUGUACCAUAAGUACAACAAUAAGCAGUAUCCAUUUGUCUUCUUGAACAUCAAAUUGGAUCGACAGUGCGCCGACGUUAACGUUACCCCUGACAAAAGGACAAUAUUCUUCACGCAAGAACGCCUUAUAUUAGCGACACUGAAAUUCAGUUUAACUGCUAGAUGGGACAAGUUGCAAGGAAAUUUUACAGCCAGGACCUUAACGGAACUAAGCUUUGGCUUGAAAAGGACAGUCUCGUCUAAUUACGUGCAUCCACCAGCCAAAAGAUUGCAAAUGUCACCUUCAGUAUCCCAUAUAACGAAAGACGAUAUUCAGACUAACAUUAAAUUAAGAAAAAAACCUAUGGAUAUCGAAAUGGCGAUAAGUAUAGCAACAAUAAGAGAAAAAUUAAAAGAAAAAGAGAAUGUUAAAGUACCUGCCAGUACAAAAAGAAGAAUAAAGUAUAGAGUACAAAUGGAAGGCAAUCAAAGCGAAGCUGAACAAGAGCUGCAAAAAGAGUUGACAAAAGAUUCCUUCGGCACGAUGGAGAUAAUAGGUCAGUUCAAUCUUGGUUUCAUAAUAGCUCGUCUAGAGGACGAUCUUUUCAUCAUCGACCAACAUGCCACCGACGAAAAGUUUCGUUUCGAGAAACUUAGCAACGAAACGAAGCUGAAAACCCAAAAACUUAUCGUGCCGAAAUCGCUGAACUUUUCCGCGUUGAACGAAACGAUACUCAUGGAGCAUAGAGAGACAUUUGAGAAUAAUGGUUUUACCUUCAACAUUAACGAGCUAGCUGAGCCUGGCAAGAAGAUAGAAUUAGUAGGAAUGCCUGUUAGUGGUUACUGGCAAUUUGGUCAGGAGGACAUAGAAGAACUAGUAUUUCUCAUCAGAGAAGCAGGCAAUGAAAACAAGGAGAAGCACAUGUAUCGUCCAAGUCGGGUCAGGCAAAUGCUGGCGUCGAGAGCGUGUCGGAGCGCAGUCAUGAUCGGUACAGCUUUGAACACCAGCGAGAUGCAGAGGCUGAUAAUGCAGAUGGCACAAAUGCACAAUCCAUGGAACUGCCCACAUGGAAGACCGACUAUAAGGCACCUGUUGUCCUUAUUGUUAAUAAACAAGUAAAUAAUACUCUGUGACGCGUUCUCGUAAAUGCGUUUCAGCCAAACAAGAUUUACGUGAAAAAUUGGCGAGAAGAAACUACUUUGAGAUUAACAAAGGAAAGGUGCACGUAUUUUUUUGCAUUAAGAGAAAGAUAUAUAAAUUUGUCAAAUAUG
This is a messenger RNA of Ooceraea biroi (clonal raider ant), 2253 nucleotides long. RefSeq names its product mismatch repair endonuclease PMS2 (gene Pms2). Gene Ontology annotation, molecular function: mismatched DNA binding; ATP hydrolysis activity; ATP binding. Gene Ontology annotation, cellular component: MutLalpha complex. Gene Ontology annotation, biological process: mismatch repair. NCBI's taxonomy places the organism in Eukaryota, Metazoa, Arthropoda, Insecta, Hymenoptera, Formicidae. The record is from RefSeq and is a predicted model, not a curated record.